Molecule: messenger RNA, 1464 nt
Organism: Amaranthus tricolor (Joseph's coat)
Lineage: Eukaryota; Viridiplantae; Streptophyta; Magnoliopsida; Caryophyllales; Amaranthaceae
Product: ABC transporter C family member 8-like
Exons: 2
Coding region: 789-1271 (160 amino acids)
Biological process (GO): transmembrane transport
Cellular component (GO): vacuolar membrane; plant-type vacuole
Molecular function (GO): ATP binding; ATPase-coupled transmembrane transporter activity; ATP hydrolysis activity
Source: RefSeq, a predicted model, not a curated record
GUCCCAUUUGGAACUUUGCACUAUCACUUUUUCUAUUUUAUUCUUAAUCUAUAAGUUAAAGCAUAGUCAAGUCGGAUCUUGUUUGAUUCGUCUUAAUGUAAUUUUUAUUAAUAUUAACUUUUUAUGGUUUUUAUGAACAAUUGAAAAUAUUAAGGAUUAAAUUAGUGCAUUGACAAGCGUGCAAAAGCAAAUGAGACACUUGAAGUGGAUAUGAGCAAGUAUUAUAUUUGGGCCUUAAGGCCAUGAUGAAUUGGUUUGCUAUUUGCUACUUGAAGACUACAUUUUGUACAAAGAAUUGAUUUUUGGUAUAUCAGUCGGACUUAGGGAUAUGUUGGGAUUUUUUUUGGGUGAAGGGGUGGGAGGAGGUUGAAAAUAUGCUAUCCAUGCUUCACGCUUUCUGUAUCAAACAUCAUAACAUUCAGAGUUUGAGCUUCCAUUCUUUUUGCCUUCGCAGAGAUAUAACUUAGUCUCUGCAAGAGAACUAUCUAGAAUCAACGGAACAACCAAGGCACCGGUUAUGAACUAUGCAGCCGAGACAUCUCUAGGAGUCACUACCAUACGAAAAGCCACUAACGAAUGGUUAGUCCUCCAAAUAGAAGCUCAUCAACUUCUGACCUUUUUGACGGCUACCAUCCUACUUGUCAUGCUUCCAAAGGGUUAUGUAGCUCCCGGGCUUGUAGGACUGUCUUUCGUAUGCUCUUUCGCUAGCAAGCACACAUGUAUUUAUGGUUUGGUGACAUUGUAACUUAGAAAACCAUGUCGUCUCAAUAGAGAGAAUCAAACAGUUUAUGCACAUUGAGUCUGAACCACCCGCAACUAUUGAAAACAAUAGACCUCCAUCUUCAUGGGCCUAUAAAGGAAGAAUAGAGCUCACAAAUAUAAAGGUAAGUUACCGUCUUAACGCCCCAUUAGUUCUUAAGGGGAUUACAUGCACAUUCAAAGAAGGGAACCGAGUAGGAGUAGUUGGAAGAACCGGAAGUGGAAAAACUACUCUGAUCAACACCUUAUUUUGCCUAGUGGAACCGGAAAGUGGAGGGAUAGUCAUAGAUGGACUCAAUAUUUGCUAUAUCGGCCUAAAGGAUUUGAGAAUGAAACUAAGCAUCAUCUCCCAAGAACCGACACUUUUUAAAGGCAGUGUAAGGUUGAAUUUGGACCCUCUAGGACUUUACUCUGAUCAAGACAUAUGGGUGGCACUUGAAAAAUGUCAGCUUAAAGCAACAAUAAGUAGGCUUCUGAAUCAAUUAGACUCAUCAGGUGAGAAUGAAUUAUGAGUAAUGUACUCAUUGUUAAGAUAUAUUAAUUGAUAAUAUAUCUUUGACUUAGUAUAUAUCAGUUUCCUAGUUUGUCGCUGUGAAUAUUUUGAUGAAUAUCUCUUAGCUUAAUUAGUGGCAUGAUUAGAGCAUGUAAUUUGUAUAUAUUCAUAGUCAAAGGAAUGUAAUGGACACGGAAAAGAUUUCUUUCAUG